Messenger RNA from Pararge aegeria (speckled wood butterfly), 938 nucleotides. RefSeq lists its product as uncharacterized. The transcript has a single exon. The record is from RefSeq and is a predicted model, not a curated record. NCBI's taxonomy places the organism in Eukaryota, Metazoa, Arthropoda, Insecta, Lepidoptera, Nymphalidae. The coding region runs from base 3 to 848 and encodes 281 amino acids.
GCAUGCUGACACACGUGCUGCUGCUAUCGCUGCUGGGCGCGGGCGCCGCGGUGCGCACGCGCGAGACGGUGCGGCGCGUGGUGCUGCUGCGCACCAGCGGCUCCGACCUGGCGCCCGCCGCCAGCGGCUACAUCUACAGCAAGGGCGGCGGCCGCGAGAGUGUGGUGGCCAUGGCCGAGCGCGAGGUCAUGGCGCACCUGGCCGACAUGUCCUCCGCCGAGCGCGUCAUCCCCGUCACGGAGCAGGAGGAGCCCGCCGACGGGCUCGCCGACGUCGACUACAAGAAGAUCUUCGACGACUACAGCGCCGGCUACGGCGGCGGCCGCGCCUACGACGACUACCUCGAGAGCUUGAAGCGCUUUAAGGGCGGCCGGCGUCGCGACUACGACGCCGGCAGUGCGGAGGGCAACGGGGACGCAGGCAGCUACCACAAAGCCAAGUUCGAGAGCUAUUCCAUUACGGGCGACCACGAGGGCCACGAUGACGACGACGCUCAUAGCAAACUCUACGACCAGCACAGUCGCGGAGUCGAUGAGGAACGCAAAGGUACAGAAGACGACUCCCGGAUUUUUCAUAAAGUCUACGAGAAUAGCGGCGAGACAAACAACCAUAAAUACCUCGGUGAAAGAGUCAAAGCAUUCCCAGAUGAGCAUCAAUAUUAUGGAUCAAGCGGUAGAGGACACAAAUACGGUUCUUAUAAAUCUAAAGAACCCGAAGCUAAACAGGCAAAUGCCGGAGCCGCGAGUGCGGCGUCCGCAGGACAGGCGCCCGCCGAGCAGCCCGAAGGCGGCGCCGCGGACGCGGACCGCGCCGAGCGCAGCAGCUUCGACUACAAGGUUGAACACUGACGACGUGCUACAGAUGUUUGUUAUAGUUUUGUUAACUUUUGUAAAUACGUAUUCGUUGUAACUUAUAAGAUAAAAUAAGCCAUAAACUCA